Durusdinium trenchii is the source of this 1713-nucleotide messenger RNA. The record is from the annotation of a GenBank genome assembly. NCBI's taxonomy places the organism in Eukaryota, Dinophyceae, Suessiales, Symbiodiniaceae.
CCACCCCCUUCUUCCUGAUGUCUUUGCACCCCCCGUCGGCGACCAUGUCGCACCCCGGCCUCACCCUCGGCGGCCUGUCCCUCCUGGCGGCGAAGUGGCUCGCCGAGCUCCGUGCCGCCUGGCCGUCCCACGCAGAGGCCCUGAAGCUAGCGCUGCAGCGCUUCUUCCACCAGUGGCGUCAAGACGUGCAGAAGCUCACCGCGCGGCAGUGGGCUUCGCUCGCCGUGCUGGCGCUGCUUGCAUUCCGCGGGGGCCUGCUGCAGAAGUUCUUGGACCUCCUGCGAUGGUCGCCGGUGCGGAAGAAUUUUCUAAAGGACGCGCCGGCUGGCCGUGGCGGCGCGCAUUUCGGGGACUACCGCCAGGCGCUCCCGAAGUGGCUCGCCGACGGUCUCCAAGAGCACAGCUUCACGGAGAUGAAACCCAUCCAGCGGAAGGUUCUGCCAUUGGCCCUGGCGGGGCACGACGUGGUGGCCACGGCGCCCACCGGCUCCGGGAAGACUUUAGCUUUCUUGGUGCCGGCCAUGGUGCAUGCGACCAACCAGUCGAGCCCACGUUCCGUCUCGGAGGGUCCCAUCGCCUUGAUUUUGGCGCCCACACGUGAGCUGGUGAUGCAAAUCAAAACCGUGGCGGAGAAGCUCACGGCGCGCGCGCGGCGCAGCUGUACCGUUGCCGCUGUCUAUGGGGGUCAGCGGAGGAUGGAUCAGCUGCAGAUCUUGAAGCGGCAGGGGGUCAUACAUUUGCUGGUUGGAACCGUCGGGAGAUUGCUCGAUUUCAUGCAUCCCAGGCCCGGCGAUCAGAAGGCCUUCAAGCUGACAAGGUGCAGCUUCCUGGUCUUGGAUGAAGGUGACAAGAUGUUGGACGACGGCUUUGAAGAGGAGGUGGCCCUUAUUGGGGCAGAGGCGCGGCGCGACAAGCAAGUGCUCUUCUUCUCGGCCACCUGGCCUCCCUCGGUCGAGCGCUCGGCGCGCGCCCUGUGUCGCGCCGCGCCACGACGCGUGGCUCUGGAGCCUGAAGAGUUCGAAGACCGAGGAGAUCAGAGCCGGGCCCUGCCGCCCAGCGCCAUCCGGCAGAUCGUCGAGGUGCCAGAGAAUGGUGAGCAUGACAGCAAGCUGCCAAUCCUUUUGCGCUACCUUGAGGACUCAAAGCUCGCGACUCCCAUGCAGCAGGGUGGAGGCAAGGUGCUGAUCUUCGUGCGGACCAUCACCGCAGCGGAGGAUUUGGCCACACUGCUGCAACAGAAGUUUGGUUCCAAGUGUGAUGCCAUGCAUGGGAAGCGUAAGCAGGAGCAGCGGGAGCAGUCCCUCAAUCAGUUCCGCAUGGGCCACACCCGGGCCCUGAUCGCCACUGACGUCCUGGGCCGUGGCGUGGACAUCCCGGACGUGACCAUGGUCUUCAUCUACGACUUCCCCGACGACAUUGAGACCUACAUCCACCGAGUUGGACGGACGGGGCGUAAUGGCCGCCAGGGCAAGGCAGUCUCCCUCUUCCAUCGGCAGUAUUGGAAUGCCUACUUGGCAAAAGAAUUGCAGGACGUCCUUCAGCGAUGUGAGCAGGAGGUGCCUGUGGCAUUAGAAGAAGCCGCCAGCGCCGAGAGCAGUUGGCAGGAUUGGAACUCCUCGCGGCAAUGGUGGCGUUAAAGCGCUGGCCUCACACGGCGUGCACCGCGAGGUGCAGCGACUGAUGAAGAACACAUGGCUGCGAGCCUGAGAAAGA